This is a messenger RNA of Cheilinus undulatus (humphead wrasse), 1759 nucleotides long. RefSeq names its product mitochondrial ribosomal protein L9 (gene mrpl9). The coding region runs from base 524 to 1462 and encodes 312 amino acids. The record is from RefSeq and is a predicted model, not a curated record. NCBI's taxonomy places the organism in Eukaryota, Metazoa, Chordata, Actinopteri, Labriformes, Labridae. Gene Ontology annotation, biological process: translation. Gene Ontology annotation, molecular function: structural constituent of ribosome. The transcript has 7 exons. Gene Ontology annotation, cellular component: ribosome; mitochondrion.
AUGUUUAAAAAUAACUAUAAAUUUAGAGUGUGCUUGGGGUUGAUUUAUAUAAAAAUGAAAUUAAAAUUCAGAAAUGUAAGGACAUAAAAAAUAAAAAGAGUUUAAAAAUUUUCAAAACAACUUAAAUCUAAAGUCAGCUCUUACUUUUUUCGCAAGGCGAACGUUUAAAGUUAUUUGUAAACCAGUCAAAGGAGGACUUCCUUUACUAUUUAUAACUAAGAUUUAUUUUUAUUUGAAAAAGAUUAGUGUAAAUUAUCUGUACCAACAGAUGAGACGUUAGCUCUCACUUCAGGCUUCUUUCGGGCCUACUAUUGCAGCUUUAGGGUCCUUAUACGUCAUACAAGCGACGGCCAGUGGUAGUUAGCAUGUUGCUAAUAUGCAUGCUGCUGAGAUUUGACAGGUAUUAGUGGAGUAGUUAGACAGUAGAGGUGCUCGCUUCGAGGCUACAUUCAUCAUUUAUAUAGACUUGUGUGAGUGAAACAGGAAAGUUGAGGUUGUAGAGCUUGUAAUUAAAUAAAUAAACAUGUGGAGCUCCUGUCGCCGCGUCCUUCAGGAUCUGCUCAGCCUGUCUACUGUCAGGAGUUUCUCCCUGACUCCUGCUCAGAACACAGUCGUGGUGGAGCGCUGGUGGCAGGUGCCUCUAUCUAAAGUUGGCAGACCACCGAGACUUCAUCCUCGAAGACACAGAAUUUACAAGCUGGUCGAAGACACCAAACACCUUACACAGGAGAAGAUGGAGCUCAUCCUGACACAGAGCGUGCCCAAGUUUGGUGGGAGAGGAGACACUGUGUUUGUGAAGAAGUCUGUCGGCAGAAACAAGCUGCUGCCCCAAGGACUGGCAGUGUAUCCUUCACCUGAGAACAAGCAGAUGUUUACCGAGGAGUUACGACUUCUGCGUGAAGGAAGAUCAGAGGAUAGAGUUCAAACCCGUACCGGACAGUUGACAGCAGAGUACCUUAAACGCUCCCAUUUGAAGAUAAUCCAAAUGCCUUCAGAUGAAUUCCAGGUCAAUAAAGAGGUUGUGUGCAGACAAUUUCAAAAGAAGCUGGGAGUUGUUGUUCCACCUCAUACAAUGAGUCUUCCAUUUGAUUCAGUUAAAGAAGUGGGGGAUUACUGGUGUGAAAUAACGAUAAAUGGAUUGGACAAAGUCCGCGUCCCUAUUUCUGUGGUCCCAUAUGAAGACCAGUCUGCAAGUUACAAAAAGCAGCUGAAAGUACAGAAGAAGCAGCAGCAGCAGCAGCAGAAAGAGGCUGAAAAGGUUUUGGAGCCUGCUGGUGUGGAGGAUGCAGUAGAGGUUGUUUCUGAUGCUGCAGUGGAAGCUGAAGUUGUUAAAGACUCUCUAAGUGAAGUUAGGGAAGAUUCAACUUCAACAGAAGCCUCUGCUGCUGAAGAAACCACUGGAAGUACACCAACAAGCCACAACAACACAACAACACCAAGUGACAGCCAGAAAAAAGAUUAAAGGACUCCAUAUGAAGAUGUGCGUAAAUUUGAUUUUGUAAUACCAGUCAUUCAUCAGGCCAGAGUAAACAGCUUUGCUGAUCAAAGUUUUGUUGAAGGCUACCAAGGACAUUGCUGUGUAUCACACAGCUGCUCAGCUGAGCCCAUCCAUUUGACUGUCAUUUUUCUCUAGAUCAUUGUGAAACCGUACCAUGACUACCCAGUUUGAUUAAAAGCUAUGAAAACAAUGAAAGGAAAAAUUUUAUGCUUUAAUUUUAACAGCACAACAGGCAUGACAACAGUAAAGGGUUAACUUAAA